GAACAAAGAACCCCGCGACGCCGUCCAGCUCGCAAACCCGACGUCCAUAGCCCGAAAAGACGUGCUUCGACAGUCAUCAUGCUCUCCAGCCUCAAGAACCCGCGGCAGGCGGCUGCCCAACUCCUCAACUUCGGCCUCAUCCUGUCGACGGCCUUUAUGAUGUGGAAAGGUCUUUCCGUGAUUACCGACUCUCCCUCGCCCAUCGUUGUCGUUCUUUCCGGCUCCAUGGAGCCCGCCUUCCAGCGUGGCGACCUCCUCUUCCUCUGGAACCGAAACCUUCUCCGCGAGACCGAUGUUGGCGAAGUUGUCGUGUACAAUGUCAAGGACAAGGACAUCCCGAUUGUCCACCGCAUCGUGCGGAAGUUUGGAGCUGGCGCCUCGGCCAAGCUGCUUACCAAGGGCGACAACAAUGCAGCCGACGACACGGAGCUCUACGCGCGCGGACAGGACUACUUGGAGAGACAGGACAUCAUUGGCAGCGUGGUUGCCUACAUUCCCUUUGUCGGAUACGUCACGAUCCUCCUCUCGGAACACCCUUGGCUAAAGACGGUUAUGCUGGGAAUCAUGGGACUUGUUGUUGUGCUGCAGAGAGAAUAGCGGACCCUCGACUGACGCGGAAUUGAUACCAUCGGCUGCCCUGGAGCUUGGCCUUGCCAAAUAUUUGACACGCUUGACGAU
This is a messenger RNA of Verticillium alfalfae VaMs.102, 678 nucleotides long. RefSeq names its product microsomal signal peptidase 18 kDa subunit. Lineage: Eukaryota; Fungi; Ascomycota; Sordariomycetes; Glomerellales; Plectosphaerellaceae. The transcript has 4 exons. Bases 79 to 597 code for a protein of 172 amino acids. Gene Ontology annotation, molecular function: serine-type endopeptidase activity. The record is from RefSeq and is a predicted model, not a curated record. Gene Ontology annotation, cellular component: membrane; signal peptidase complex.